Apis dorsata (giant honeybee) is the source of this 7364-nucleotide messenger RNA. RefSeq names its product chromodomain-helicase-DNA-binding protein Mi-2 homolog (gene Mi-2). The transcript has 25 exons. Gene Ontology annotation, cellular component: chromatin; nucleus. Bases 302 to 6145 code for a protein of 1947 amino acids. Gene Ontology annotation, biological process: negative regulation of transcription by RNA polymerase II; chromatin remodeling. Gene Ontology annotation, molecular function: ATP hydrolysis activity; ATP-dependent chromatin remodeler activity; chromatin binding. The record is from RefSeq and is a predicted model, not a curated record. Lineage: Eukaryota; Metazoa; Arthropoda; Insecta; Hymenoptera; Apidae.
GAAGAAACGAACUCUCACAACGAAGAGGGGAAAGCGAGGGGAGAGAAAAUCAGUAUGAGUGGGGAGGAAUGAGGAGAACUGACGAAUCGCGUGAAAGAAGAAGCAUACAGCAGUAGGUGCACAUCGGUGCACGUACAAGACGAAGUGACGGCACGCCGAAACUAAAACGCGGAGAGCGUUGAGGUACAAACAUUUAAUGUCGCAUUUCCGUACUGUUUUUCUACAGUGAACAUCUUGAUUAGUGAGUGAUUAAAUUCAGCUCAGUGUUUUUCGAGUGUAUAGUUUGUUGCGAUACUAGAGAAUGGCAUCCGAUGAGGAGGUAGAUGAAAGCUACGCGGGAGAAGAUGAUUUAGAUGAAACUGGAGGUCAAGUUUCAAAUGUUAAUCAACAAGUGGAUGGUUCAUCUGAUGCAGAAGAAUCUCAAAGACUAGAAGAAGAUGAUGAUUAUGAACCAGAGGAAAGAAAAAAAAAGAAAGGGAAAAAACGAAAAGCACGUAGUGAAGAUAAGAAGGGGAAGAAAAAAAAGAAAAAGAAAAAAUCUGAUUCUGGAGAUGAAAGUGAUUUUGGAGGUGGUGAAACUGGUGAUAUAGCUGGAGAUGAUAGUGACUAUGCAGGAAAUAGAAAAAGUAGAAAGUCUUCUUCCAGGAAAUCAUCUAGUCAUAAUGCAUCAGCUCCACCUAGCCAAGAACCUACAACUGGAAUGCCUACAAUUGAAGAAGUCUGUAACACAUUUGGAUUGACAGAUGUACAAAUUGAAUAUACUGAUGCAGACUUCCAGAAUUUAACUACCUAUAAAUUAUUUCAACAACAUGUUAGACCACUUCUAGCAAAGGAGAAUCCAAAAGUUCCAAUGUCAAAGCUUAUGAUGUUAGUAGCUGCUAAAUGGCGUGAUUUUUCUGAAUUAAAUCCUCAUACUCAACCAGAUACAGAUGUAUCAUCAGCAAAUGUAGAUGAGGAUAGUAGAAAUGCAAGAGCAAAUCGUAGUGGUGCAGUCCAGGAAGGUGAAGAUGAAGAAGAAGAUGAUGAAGAUAGCGAUAGAAAACGAAAAUCACGAGGAUCUAGAGCAAAAAAAGGAAAAAAAGCUUCUAAAGUACCAACACUUAAAAUCAAACUUGGAAAACGUAAACGGGGAAGUUCGGAUGAAGAAGCAGAAGGUAGUGGUGUUGGUACUGACAGAGAUUCAGACAUGGAAUUUGAGCAGAUGUUAGCAGAUGCAGAGGAACCUGUUGGUGCAGAUGGGACAAAUAAAGGAAAUACAGAAGAAAGCGGAAUUGAACCACCGGCAGAACCACCUGUUCGCAGGAAGGCAAAAACCAAAAUCGGAAAUAAAACUAAAAAGAAGAAGAAAACAAAAACUACAUCAAAGUUUCCAGAUGGAGAAGAAGGUCUUCAGACUGAUCAUCAGGAUUAUUGCGAAGUAUGUCAACAAGGUGGAGAAAUUAUUCUUUGUGACACAUGUCCUAGAGCUUAUCACUUGGUAUGUUUAGAACCUGAAUUAGAAGAAACCCCUGAAGGAAAAUGGAGUUGUCCUCACUGUGAAGGAGAAGGUAUUGCAGGUGCAGCAGAAGAUGAUGAUGAGCAUAUGGAAUUUUGUAGAAUAUGUAAAGAUGGUGGUGAAUUACUAUGUUGUGAUAGCUGUACUAGUGCUUAUCAUACACAUUGUUUGAAUCCACCACUUUCAGAAAUUCCUGAUGGUGAUUGGAAGUGUCCUAGAUGUUCUUGUCCACCUAUACGUGGAAAAGUUGCAAAGAUCUUAACAUGGAGAUGGAAGGAUUGCCCAGAAACACCUUCUGAAGAACCUUCAACGAGUAAAGCUACUCCCAAACAACGUAGAAUGCGCGAAUUCUUUGUGAAAUGGGCAGAUAUGUCCUAUUGGCAUUGUGAUUGGAUUACAGAAUUACAGCUUGAUGUUUUCCAUCCUCUUAUGUUUAGAAAUUAUUCACGAAAAUAUGAUAUGGAUGAACCACCAAAAUUGGAAGAACCAUUGGAUGAAAGCGAUUCUCGUGUAAAACGAUUGAAAGAACAGGACGGUGCUACUAAUAGAGAUGAAUACAAUUUAGAAGAACGAUUUUAUCGUUAUGGAGUUCGUCCAGAAUGGCUUGUAGUACAUAGAGUAAUCAAUCAUAGACUUUCGAGAGAUGGUAGAGCAACAUAUCUUGUUAAAUGGAGAGAAUUAGGAUAUGAUCAGGCAACGUGGGAAGACGAGCAUGAAGAUAUUCCUGGAUUAAAACAGGCUAUUGAAUAUUAUUUGGAUCUCAGAGCAGCAAAUUGUUGUGAUGGUAGUUCUUCACGCAAGGGCAAGAAGGGUAAAGGCAAGAAAUCGAAGACUCGUGAACUUAUUGAUGACGAAGAAAGAACGCCCAAAAGAUACACUCCUCCACCUGAUAAACCUACUACAGAUCUCAAGAAAAAAUAUGAACGACAGCCAGAAUAUUUAGAUCAGACUGGAAUGCAAUUACAUCCUUAUCAGCUAGAAGGUUUAAAUUGGUUAAGAUAUUCAUGGGGCCAAGGCAUAGACACUAUUUUAGCAGACGAAAUGGGUCUGGGAAAAACUAUUCAAACUAUUACAUUUCUCUAUUCUUUGUACAAAGAAGGACAUUGUAAAGGACCAUUUCUGGUAUCUGUUCCCCUAUCAACUAUCAUUAAUUGGGAACGUGAAUUUGAAACUUGGGCACCUGAUUUUUAUUGUGUUACUUAUGUUGGUGACAAAGAUAGUCGUAUUGUAAUUCGAGAGAAUGAAUUGUCAUUUGAAGAGGGUGCUGUUCGUGGAGGUCGAGCAUCAAAGAUUCGAUCGAAUCAAAUUAAAUUUAAUGUACUCCUUACAAGUUAUGAACUGAUUUCAAUUGAUUCUGCAUGUUUAGGAUCAAUAGAUUGGGCCGUGUUAGUAGUAGACGAAGCGCAUAGGCUCAAAUCUAACCAAUCAAAGUUUUUUAGAUUAUUAGCAUCUUACAAUAUUGCAUAUAAAUUAUUAUUAACUGGAACUCCUUUACAAAACAAUCUGGAAGAAUUGUUCCAUCUAUUGAAUUUUCUAUGUCGUGAUAAAUUUAAUGAUUUAGCUGCGUUUCAAAAUGAAUUCGCUGAUAUUUCGAAAGAAGAACAAGUAAAGAAAUUACAUGAAUUACUUGGGCCACAUAUGUUAAGAAGAUUAAAGGCUGAUGUGCUAAAGAAUAUGCCAAGUAAAUCGGAAUUCAUUGUCCGCGUCGAAUUAUCUCCUAUGCAAAAGAAAUAUUAUAAAUAUAUAUUAACAAGAAAUUUCGAGGCAUUAAAUCCUAAAGGAGGAGGUCAACAAGUAUCGUUAUUGAAUAUUAUGAUGGAUUUAAAAAAAUGUUGCAAUCAUCCUUACUUAUUCCCAGCUGCAUCUCAAGAAGCACCAACCGCACCAAAUGGAAGUUACGAAACAUCUGCAUUAAUUAAAGCAGCAGGAAAACUUGUUCUAUUGAGUAAAAUGUUAAAGAAAUUAAGAGAUGACGGACAUAGAGUAUUAAUCUUUUCUCAAAUGACAAAAAUGUUGGAUAUUCUCGAAGAUUAUUUAGAAGGAGAAGGUUAUAAAUAUGAAAGAAUAGAUGGUAAUAUUACUGGCGCUCAACGACAAGAAGCUAUCGAUAGAUUUAAUGCACCUGGUGCACAACAAUUUGUGUUUCUUCUUUCUACUCGUGCCGGUGGUUUGGGUAUAAACUUGGCUACCGCUGACACUGUAAUUAUUUAUGAUUCUGAUUGGAAUCCUCAUAACGAUAUUCAAGCAUUCAGUAGAGCUCAUAGAAUUGGCCAAGCUAACAAAGUCAUGAUCUAUAGAUUCGUAACUCGUAAUUCUGUCGAGGAACGAGUUACACAAGUGGCAAAACGUAAAAUGAUGUUAACGCAUUUAGUCGUAAGACCUGGCAUGGGCGGAAAAGGUGCUAAUUUCAGUAAACAAGAACUUGAUGACAUUUUACGAUUUGGUACUGAGGAAUUGUUUAAAGAGGAAGAAGGUAAAGAAGAUGAAGCUAUUCAUUAUGAUGAUAAAGCUGUGGCUGAAUUAUUAGAUAGAAGCAAGGAAGGUAUUGAGCAAAAAGAAAAUUGGGCUAAUGAAUAUUUAAGUUCAUUCAAAGUAGCAUCAUAUGUAACAAAAGAAGGCGAAACAGAAGAAGAAGCUGAUACUGAAAUUAUCAAACAGGAAGCUGAGAAUACUGAUCCAGCAUAUUGGAUCAAAUUAUUAAGACAUCAUUACGAACAACAACAGGAAGAUAUAGCCAGAACACUUGGAAAAGGUAAACGAAUACGUAAACAAGUAAACUAUAAUGAUGGAGGAGUAACUGGAGAUCAAAGUACAAGGGACGAUCAACCUUGGCAGGAAAAUCUUUCCGAUUAUAAUAGCGAUUUCAGUGCUCCUAGUGAUGAUGAUAAAGAAGAUGACGAUUUUGAUGAAAAGGGUGAUGGAGAUUUAUUAUCUCGAAGAAGUAGAAGAAGAUUAGAAAGGAGAGACGAAAAAGAUCGACCUCUACCUCCAUUACUUGCUAGAGUUAAUGGAAAUAUUGAAGUAUUGGGCUUCAAUGCUAGGCAGAGAAAAGCAUUUCUAAAUGCGAUUAUGCGUUACGGUAUGCCACCACAAGACGCAUUUAAUUCUCAGUGGUUGGUGCGAGAUUUAAGAGGCAAAUCGGAAAAAAAUUUCAAAGCAUAUGUUUCUCUUUUUAUGCGGCAUCUCUGUGAACCUGGUGCAGAUAAUGCCGAAACGUUUGCAGACGGUGUGCCAAGAGAAGGUCUCAGUAGACAGCAUGUUCUAACAAGAAUUGGUGUAAUGUCUUUGAUAAGAAAAAAGGUACAAGAAUUUGAACACAUUAAUGGAUAUUAUUCAAUGCCUGAAAUGAUACGAAAACCAGUAGAACCUGUAAAAGUAGAUGGUAGUGGAGAUGGAGCAACUGGAACUAGUAGUACUAGUGCAACACCAGCUACUUCUAAUGCUGCUAGUCCAAGUCCUGCUGCGAAUUCUGAUAGUUCUGAAGUAAAAGAAUGCAAAGAAGAACAAAAGGAUAAAGAAAUUACGGAAACGAAAGAUGUGAAAGAAGAAUCGAAGGAUUCUAAAGAAGAAGAAGAAAAUAAUAUAGAGAAAGAUAAAGAUAAAGAUGAUGUGAAAAAAGAGGAAAAAGAUACAGAAUCAGAAACAAUGGAUAAAGAAAAGGAUAAAUUGGAUAUUAAAGAAGAAAAGUCAUUAACAAAACAUGACGAAAAAGUUGAAAAUAUUGAAAAUAAAACAAAGCAAGAUUCUGAAGAAGAUGUAGUUAUCGUUAAAGAUGAUGAAGAAGAAACUGAAAAACGAGAGGAGAAAGAUAAUAAAGAAAAAGAUAUAAAAGAUUGUGAUUCAGAAACGAUAAAACCUAAACGUAAAUUCAUGUUCAAUAUAGCUGAUGGAGGUUUCACAGAAUUACAUACAUUAUGGUUAAAUGAAGAAAAAGCUGCGGUUCCUGGUCGUGAAUAUGAAAUCUGGCAUCGAAGACACGACUAUUGGUUAUUAGCUGGUAUUGUUACACAUGGCUAUGGUCGUUGGCAAGACAUUCAAAACGAUAUCAGGUUCGCAAUAAUUAAUGAACCAUUUAAAAUGGAUGUGGGCAAGGGUAACUUCUUAGAAAUAAAGAAUAAAUUUUUAGCUAGACGCUUUAAAUUGUUAGAACAAGCAUUAGUAAUAGAGGAACAAUUAAGAAGAGCUGCGUAUCUGAACUUAACACAAGAUCCUAAUCAUCCUGCAAUGAGCUUAAAUGCAAGAUUUGCUGAAGUUGAGUGCCUUGCAGAAUCACAUCAACAUCUCAGUAAAGAAAGCCUUGCAGGGAAUAAACCAGCGAAUGCUGUCUUGCAUAAAGUACUAAAUCAAUUAGAAGAAUUAUUAUCUGAUAUGAAAUCUGACGUAAGCCGUUUACCAGCUACUUUAGCUCGUAUUCCACCUGUUGCGCAAAGACUUCAAAUGUCAGAGAGAUCUAUAUUGAGUCGAUUAGCAGCUACUGCACCAGGCGGAAAUAAUUCUCAAUCGGGUCAAGCAGCAUUGUUAGCGCAACAGUUUCCAGCAGGUUUUUCUGGUGGACAAUUACCAGCUACAUUUGCUGGUGCAGCUAAUUUCGGAAAUUUUAGACCACAAUACUCAGUACCAGGUCAACCACCACAGGGAUUCACAGCUUGAAUAGUAAAUGAUUGAUAAACAGUGGCUCAAUUGAAAAUUCAUAAUGGCGCAUGUUAACACUAUGUUUUAACAAGAUUGUGUGCGCUGCAUUAUUUUUUCGUAAAUUACGAUUUUUAGCUGAAUUUUAUUAAAAGAGGCGUUAAGAUAAAGAAGUAACAAAACAGACAUAGAUAUGCAGACACAUAUGUAAUAUGUUACAUCUAAAUUACAUUAUUUCUGUAUUUAUUAUGUGUACAUUCGGCGUUUAGCAUCAAGAUUAUCAUGUUUUUGUAUUUAUACAUAUACGGUCCUUGUAGAAAGUGGCAUAAAUUAUUUUCUUAAGCUAAUUAAGAGUGAUUUAUAUUUCUUCAUUGACCGGCGUGUGUAUUAUAUUGUAACGAUAAGUACAUUUUACUUAAUGCAAACAAAAAUAACAACUUAUUUAAGAAACGAGUACAGAUUACAGAGAUGCGCAGUUUAAAUUUAAGAUGCGCUAAUUGAUUCAUGCGGUUUAUCGUUCAGUAUAAUUUAUUCGCAAUUUUUUUUUGCAAUAUUUUACUGACGGAUGCCAAAAAGACUUAAUUAGUCAAAAGCGUGUCCUUCGAUAUGUGUAUUUGUGAAUUCAGGGAUUUUAGUUCAGAUUGCAUAUAUAUUAAAUAUCAUUGAUAUACCAUAAACGAUGAACAAUGGCAAUCAUUUUAGUUAAGACUGACAUUCACAUUCAUAUUAUAUUCGGGAAAGUUCAUUUCGUAUACAAUUUUACAUGCUAUUGUAAUGCAUGGAUUCCCAUCUUUCAGAUUCUUCAUAUAUGCGCACUUUAAUUGUCAAAUUUUCAGUUUAAAAUAAAUAUUGUGUAAGUACUACGUCGAAAAAAACAGAAGCACAAAGUCUGUUUGAUACUUAAAUAUUAUAAUGCACAUGGUGAUAUGAUUCUGAUACGUAAUUCGAAUCUUUAGAGAUCGAUUAUUUUAUUGAAAAAAGUCACCAAUGACUAAAAAAAUGACCUAGGGAGAAAUUUGAUAAUAUCGUGAUCAUUUAAUAAAUAUACUUUGUAUAUACUUGUCCAAUUACAUUUUGAUGCAUUAUAUAUUAUACGCAUACACAUAUAUUAUAGCACUCUCGUAACAAGUAAGGUCGAAAGGCACGUCUCACAUCCCAUACAUUAUAUUAGAGAAAAGAGAAGAGGGACGAUUAUAAAUAUAAUUAUAAAACACAGAAACAUUAAAAAAUCUUAAGUAAA